GAAUACACCCAGAUUAAAAGGUCACAUGAUCUGACGUUGAAAAUGGUGGAAGAGAAGUGGGUGUUUCUCGCAUAAACUUUGAAAAAAGAAACGCAAAAUCGAUGAUAUAGUCAAGAGUUUGUGUCCUCAGGAUGCAUUUCUCAAUACCAGAUACUCAAGAGUUCCACGAUGAAAGUGGUUCACCUUAUAUGGCCUUCAAUGUUCAUGUCAAUGGAGUGUUCCACUGUGCCGUGAGAUUCAAACAGUUACAUAACUUCCAUGAACAGUUAAAACGUGAAUUCGGAAAUAAUGUGCUUCCCCCAUUUCCACCCAAGAAGCUGUUGUCCUUGACGCCAGUCCAACUUGAGGAGAGACGAUUCCUACUUGAAAGAUACAUACAACUAAUCAGCCAAGAGCAAGACAUAUCCAACAGUGCUGUUUUUAAUAGUUUUCUGCUCAACGCACAACAGGAAACACAGCAACAAGAACCUGAAGAUGUGUCGUUGGAAAUAUUCCUCAUGAAUGGUCAUAAGAUCACAGUGAAUAUCCAAUCAACUGACCAGACGGAUCUUGUGUUGGAAAAAGUCGCGUCGCAGAUUGAAGUGCCGGAAGAAUUUGUGUAUUAUUUUGGUUUGUUCCUCAUCAGGAAAGAAACAGAUGGUGAUAAUUCAAUUGUGAGGAGACUGCAGGAUUUCGAGUCACCCUAUAUUUCGCUCAACGCUGCCAUGAAAGAUGGCUUGCAUCGGAUUGUUCUGAGGAAAAGUACAUGGGACUUGCAAUAUGACGACCAUUUACUUGAAGAUAGAAUUUCAAUGAAUCUAUUGUAUGUUCAGGCUGUGAAUGAUGUUGAGCGAGGCUGGGUGCAGCCCUCAAAGGACCAGUUGAAGCGGUUAAAUGCCCUCCAAGAAAAAGGAUCCAAAAAAGAGUAUUUACACUUCUGCCGAACCUUGAAGUAUUAUGGUUACAUCCAGUUCAAAACAUGUACCACUGACUACCCUCAUCCCGACUGCCGUGUGGUAGUGUCUGCGGGGAACCGAGAACUCAACUUUAGGGUGGAAGUCGGGUCGCAGUUUAAAGAGGGCAGUUUCAAAGUCACAAGGAUGCGAUGCUGGCGUAUUACAACAACGUACGCUGAAGCAAAUGGUGACACAGAUGAUAACAUGGAACAAGGGAAAGAUGGGAAGUUGGAGCUGGCGUUCGAAUACCUGAUCGCGAAAGACACGUUGAAAUGGGUGCGGAUAAUCAGUGACCAGGCGAUCUUGAUGAGCAUGUGCUUACAGGGAAUGGUCGAUGAACUGGUGCUGAAGAAACAGGGGAAAAAAAUACGGCGGCCUGCCGUGCGAAAAAAGGAACAGAGCCAUAAUUUCAUCAAGAGGGACAGCAGCACCAACUUCCUGAAGCAGAUAUCGUCUGGAGGUGGAGGAGAUAGGAAACAUGCUCAUAAAAAAAUUGUUGAGAAAAAAGUUGUUGUCGUGCGAACAGCGACUGACGACAGUCCAAGCGCAGCUCAGAACGCCGCUCAGAAAGCUAAACACUCAGUCAAACGAAUCCAAGACAAAAUCACUACUGCUGUCAAAUCUCCGCUGCGUUCUUCGGAGAACGAUGCUUACGACGGUGGCGUUGGCGACUAUGGAAUCGGUGACGAUGACUUGUAGCCCUCCUGGUGAUGUCUUAAAGUAUUAUUCAGACACGGCUCUGGUUCGAGACAAUCCUCCAAUGAUAUGGGACUAUACGUAUCGAAAUAUCUGUUUCGUGGACGACCGAUUCUAACCGCUGGUGUUGUCUCUGCUCGAUAUGAACAAGGUGCUAAUCACAGGCCAGUUUUUGUAAGCAUUGUGUUUUUGGCCAGGUUUAAUCAGCAGCGGCUGACCUCAAAACUCGGUGAGGUUAGCCAGAUCCACUGGAACAGGCACUCAUGUGGACAAGGUGAAACGUACUGGAGAAAGAAUAUAUUUAUUGACCUGAAGUAUUUUGAUUCAAUGGGUAAAAAGGAUAUUUUCGAAUGAAGGAGAUGAUGAAAGUAAGUUGAUCCUUGGCUUCGUAAUUACUUUUUGAUAAAAAUCUGUGCCAUAUUUGAGGUUUUUACUUUGGGUUUCUGGCUUAUAUAAGUUUUGAUAAUCGCAUAUUUUCGGGGAAGUGGUUCCAGGCAAACCUGAAAGAUGUUGCUCUGUGAUUUUCAAAAUUCCAUGAAUUGGCAUUGGCAAACUAUAACUAGAUUAGUAUUGGAUUGAAUUAGGAUUGUCGUCUUGGCAACCGUCGCAGUCAUUGAGAAGCCAUUGUUCCCGCGACUUUCCAAUGACAGCGACGCUAACAAGGACUUUUCUUUUUGGUAUCAUGUAUAUAGUCAUAUUUCUUGCUAAUUUACAACUUUUUUGGUCUUUUUUGUGAAUAAAUCAAUAAAGGAUUACAAUUUGUAUUUCCAAAUGCAGAUUUGUGUACCAGUAAUAUCAAUUAUAAAUGUACGUAACACACUUAUUUACUUCAGUGAUGAAAGGAUUUGCUUCUUUGUAAAGUCUUUGAUUAAAUUCUUAUCGUCUGUCAUAUAACACAUGUAUGAUCAUGAAUUGUUAUUAACUGUGAAACCCUUUUACCCCCCUGUGGGGCAGUGUGCAAGUAAAUUAGUCUUUAUUUCUUUAUAACGGUUUGUAUGCAUGUGAUGUAAUUUGUAAAAUAUGAAUCAAUCGAAGAAUUUUUCGACUGGAUGUAUGUUUUGUUACAUAUAAUGUUUUGUCUAAAAUAUUAUAAUUACCUUGUGGUAAAGUGUUUUGCUCAAGGCCAGGUUACGCAAUGUCGAAUAUUUCAAAAGGCCACCUCAGUUUACUGUAAACCGUGAAGUUUUCGCAAGCUUUUGUUUUCAAUUUUUGCGAAUUCAACAUCAAAGGCGAACUUAAACUGCCAGUAACCAUUAUAUAUCGGCAGCCAAUCGGAUAUUCUGUCUCUUGCCAAGUAAAAAUGAGCAAAUUCUCCAAGUUUUACGUUGCGAAAAUUUCACAAUUUACAGUAACUACUUGUAAAAAUUGUUCUAACUUCUGAUCUGUUUAUGCAUAGAAAUUUAGUCUUCCUUUCUUAGUAAAUGUAUAACAAAGUGCAAAUGUAAGAACUUCUCCACAGAAUUCUUCUAACAUAGCUCUUUACAGCCAGAGCUAAAAACAGUGAUUUCCUCUGGGCACAAGGUUCGCACAAUUAUUGCCAUUCUAAUUUAACGUCAGAUAUUGAAAACGUGUUGAUAAAGGCAUCAAGAUACAUUCGCAGUCGACUUUAGACCUCCAAACUCCACAAAAAAUCAAAGGUUUCAUUUCGGUAUGUCGUUAUUGUCAAAUUUCACCUCAUAUUACUCAAAUUUAGCCGCGAAAAAGGUAUAAAAUCAACAUCGUUCUGGCAGUAUUGACUAAUUCAUGAAACCCUGUAGGCCCAUGUGUUAUUAGCUGUCUGUACAUUUUGUAUAUUUCUAAUUUGUAUGCAACAAUUCAUGAAUCAUAAAGCCAAUUGAAGGUUGGACUAUUCAAAUGCUAUUUACUGUACUUAUGUAUAUACAUGUAUUGUUCAUUCAGACAACUGGAAACUUCUCCUGCAGUGAGUUUUUUGCUUUUUUGCUUUCAAACUUAUAAUCAAAACUUAUUCUAAUUUUCUCCACUGCUGUAAUUCUUAUUCCACAAGUCUUUCUUCUCGGCGGUUAUGGCCGUCUUCUUCAGGAUAUGGAAAACCUGCCUAUUACUUUAGGGCUGAAUCAGGAGGCCUGUGUCUGACCCUUGUAUCUUUUUAACAUGUUCAGUCGGACCGAUUUUGUCCAUAGGGGAUUAUUAGUCAAGUCUACCAGGUUAAAACACCUUUAUUUGUUUCAAAUGUGAAAUAGAAAAUUUCCAGUUGUGUAAUUAUGUACUUAUUCAACCAUGCCGCUCAAACCUUUGAAGGAACACACCAGGCCUUUAAUACUAGCAAAUUUAGACUACUUUAAUUUUCUCUGUAAAAUUCUCUUCUUCUGUGACAGACGCUUGUCAAGAUAUAUUUUUGUAACAAUUUCUUAAAUUCUAUGCAAAUAUUUUUACCAUUCGGUAAUAAACACAUUUCAUAAAUGAAA
Molecule: messenger RNA, 4057 nt
Organism: Lineus longissimus
Lineage: Eukaryota; Metazoa; Nemertea; Pilidiophora; Heteronemertea; Lineidae
Product: sorting nexin-17-like
Exons: 14
Coding region: 132-1634 (500 amino acids)
Biological process (GO): intracellular protein transport; endocytic recycling
Cellular component (GO): early endosome
Molecular function (GO): phosphatidylinositol binding
Source: RefSeq, a predicted model, not a curated record